Messenger RNA from Helianthus annuus (common sunflower), 1188 nucleotides. Its product is annotated as extensin-2-like. The record is from RefSeq and is a predicted model, not a curated record. The transcript has a single exon. Lineage: Eukaryota; Viridiplantae; Streptophyta; Magnoliopsida; Asterales; Asteraceae. Bases 1 to 1188 code for a protein of 395 amino acids.
AUGCUACCAAGAAUUCGAGGAAGAGGAGGAGGAGGCAAAGCACUAAUGAGAGGGAGGCAUGACCACGAAGCAGGGCCUUCACAUAGGAGAACUCCCUCUGCGUCAUUCAGCUCAGACCCAUAUGAUGACUGGAGACACUCCUUGGAACCCGUGAGGCGUUCUGUCUCGCUUAGCACCUCUCCCUCUUAUCACCAUUCUUUUGGUCCACAGCAACCUGACGAGCCCCAAGGCUCCCACCAUUCACAACGGUCGGUGCACUCGCACCAUUCACAACAUUUCUCCCACCAAUCUUCUCCUUUUCAGGGUCACUUUGACCCUAAUGAUUACAUCAAUGCACCAGCAGGUCAUAACCUGUUGGGACCCGAAGACCACUAUCCUAAAUAUCAGGAUAUGGAUGUGGACGAUGAUCCAGAUCUAGUCAUGCCACCUUCUGGGACGCCUACGCAUCCCAUAGAUAUCUCAAGCGGUUUUUCUUUUGCAGGAUCGCCAUACAGAGGCCCCGAUUUAUGGGCCAAAAGGUGGAGAACCUACAAGUGGGAGUUCACUUCCCCUCACCACGACUCACGACCACCACAGCGGACUCCCUCUGAAGAUCCGCACUUUCAAGUGGUCACGCCACUACUACCACCAGCACCAGAACAGUCUCCGCCACCAGAACCAUCGAGGCGAAGGAGAAGCGCACGAAUGUCCAUGCGAGGGGGUUUCCAUUUUAGCACCCCACAAACUUCCAACAACUACCCUCCCAUUUUUGAAGAUCCGCAAAUAGGUGGGCCUUCAAACGUUGUGUCAGAAGUUGACUCUGCACCGGUCACUCUUGCACCACCACCACCUCCCAUGGGUUUUGAAAACCCAAUCCCUGAUUACGCAGAUACAACUGGGUACAACUCGUAUAAGCCUCAAACUUACACGGGUUAUAACUAUCAUGCACCUGCCGUUGACCCAUACGUCGAGGCAGCAAAUUUUAACACUCUCUACCCCUUACCUUUUCCACCCGCAUACCCAACUGGGUACCCUGCUUAUGAGUAUCAAUACCCGCCACCACCACAACUUCAACAACCGCAACCACAAGAAAUUUUACAAAGGUUGGAAGAAGUGGAACAAAAGGUGGAAGAACAUGAUAGAAGGCACCACAAGUUUCUUAAGGGUUUGGCAAACUUCGUCAAAGGCAAGAAGAAGAAAGAUCAUUAA